UUUAUUUUUUAUUACCAUCGAUAAGGGUUUGUACACAUAGCGUUAAUUUAAUCGCCCUACAAUUUUCGUGUCACCUCGUGGGCUAAAAUGCAAAUAUAAAAGCAAAGACCUAUUUCUUAAUACGUGAAACAAACGUUACUAUGACUACGCUAUCGACCGACAGGCAACUUUUCCGAGGCUUUCCUUUGAAAUCUAUGGCACUCGCGUGACGCCCGCCGGCUGAAACAAGCGCUGAAAGUCUGAAGAUUUAACGAUAAGUCUCUAGUGUGCUCCGCGGGGCAAUUUUACUGUUAUGAACAUUUAUCAUAUUUUAAGUACAGUUAAUCUAAUACAAAUGCUAUUUUAUGUUCGCUUGUCGUGGGAUUUCAUGGGGUCCAGCACCCGCGAACAAUGAGAGCACGCGCUAAGCCAACCGCAACGGUCGGCUGGCAACGACGCAGCGGUGGCCACGCGCGAGCCGAUUUUAAAAGCACUCAUUAGCCGGUGCAACGUAACUGUGAUAUAGCUGGCAUGAACGCAACUGGUGUGCAAUACGGAGCAUUAGAAAGUGUAAUGUGCGCGGUGCGAUGUUGUCCGUGAGUAAGCCGGCCUCGCUGGUCCAACAGAAGAAGCAGCAGUGGGCGCGGGAGAGAGAGGAAAUGUCUCACCUUUAUCUGCCAUGGGGCACUGGUGAGCGAUACACGAAUCGCUUGCAAGUUCGCAAUCAGUUUGCUAGUUCACUUGAACUUCACAAAGAGUCCUCGUAUAACUACCAGGAACCAACGCAGCGCCAAAGAAGUCCUAGCUUACCACCAAUACAUCACGUCGAAGUAGACAGAAGUAAAGAGGACAAGAAAACAAAAGAGGUCAUAAAUCGUAAUAUUCCCAGCGCCAAGCGGUUCGCGUUCUACGACGAAGAUGGCGAAGGAGACACUUCUGGCUAUGGCAGUGAGACAAUCAACCAUGUUAGAAAUGGCUUUCAUGACGUUAAAAUCAGUCAAAGUCCAGUUAUGGCGUGGCAACAAGAAGAUACAGAUAAAAGAAACAUAAGUGGUCGUACACUAUCGGAUAGUUGGUCAGCUCGAAGCCCGCGGAGUGCCACGGGCGAAGAAGGCAGGCCUCGAUGGGGUGAUAGGGGAGUUGCUACUGGGCGUUUAUGGGAACCUACAGCUCCUAAUGCUAGAUUACCACAGAUGCCAAAUCUGAAAAAGGGAACUCCUACGUGGGUGGAGCGCGGGCUUAACAUGAUAGAAAAUACAGCGGAUGUUCUAGUCAUUGACCAAAGAAGUUCAACCAACUCUGGCUUCGACUGCGACAGGUCGUCUUGUAUCGGAAGUGAUGAAGGAAGAACUUUUCUUAGGGGACAGAAUGUUCCUUUGGAACCAGAAAUUAGAGCCCAAAGAGAAAACAAACGCCUGAAAGCGUUAGAGUUACAGUCCGCCAUAUUAAGUCAACUGGAAGAGCAAGAGAAACGCCGCCAUGAAGAAAGAGAGAAGAAACAGAGAGAAGAGAGACUGGAAGAAAUACGUAUGCAAAGGCAACAGGAGGAAGAUAAACAAAGACUUGAGGAAGAAAAAAGGAGAAAUCAAGAAAAGCAGCUUCAAGAACAAAGAAAAUUGGAGACUCUUAAAAAAGCUCUUGAAGAAGCUGAAAAAAAGGCAAAACUAGAGAAAGAGAAGAGAUUUUCCACUCUUAAACAAAACAUUAAUACAAGUGUUUCAAGUGAACCCAAGUCAAAGGUUGAUGAAUGUGUUACAACUGAAAAUACUAUUCCUUCUGAAGCAACCAGUCCAACAAAGUCUAACAGGACCUAUGACGUACACUCGGCCAAAAGUGAGAAGAAAGACACAAGUAUGCCAACUACAGAGUUCAAUACGCCACGGGCAGCGGCGGCAGGGCCAGGAAAUUUGAAUUUAUAUAUUCAUAGUGUACCUCCUAUAGCGCUUACCGACAACCAAUUUAACAUUGUACCGCUUGGUAUUAACGGCAAUGGCGAAAUAGUGAAUACUCAACCCAAUAGCGUGCAAUUGGCAGUUUUAGUCCCACAAAAUCUGAGCAACAGUUUAUACAAUGUAUCCCUAAAUUCUUUAACUAACAUUAGCGAUUUUUCGGAUACUUCUAAAAUACUGACCCCUAGAAAAUAUCGAAUAACCAAAACUAAAGAUGCAACUACACAGACUGAUUUUGAUAUAAGUAAACUUACUACAAAUAAAAUUAUUGAAACUGAAGACUUACCAAGAAAUAAUCAUAGAGAUUACUCCAAUAUUGAUGAAAAUGCACCACAAGAUAGUCACCACAGUACGUUAAAAAAAGAUAGACGUUUUCGUUCUGAAGAAAGAUAUAAAAAAGAUAUAGAAAACCGCCCUAAGUGGGGUGUAAAUAGACCAGCAGCACAAUAUAAAAAACAAAGUGAAAAAGAUCCAUUUUACAGCCAGAAACGUAAAAUGCGACAGAAAUACCGAGCACAAGCCAGACAAUAUUUGUCUCAAUCUAGUGAUGACAGUCGAUCUCCAAGUCCGCCUACACAAUCGGAUAAAACUACAGAAAACAACAAGACUCGUAACUCAUUAAGCCAGUCGUAUUGGAGAAAUAAAAGAUCUAGUCAAGAUAUAAUGAGAUCUGCAAAUAAUGCAACCGAUAAUAGUAGGAGCUUGGCGGCAGAAUUCAAUCAAAUAGGACAGUUAACAGUAAAUGAAGCGGCAGACAACAAAAAGUCCCCAAAAAUGUCUCCUACAAAAAGGAUGACGUUAUCACAAAAGUUUAUUAAUGACAAAUACGGUAACAGAAAACUAUGGACAGAUGAAACAAAUGAAAAACACACAAAAUCAAACAUUUAUGACGGCGAAAAUAGAAAAAAACUCAUCGACCAAUUAAAUAUAGCUAAAAGAGACUACUUAGACAGGAACGAAGACCAAGAUAUCGUGAUUAAAACCAAAUAUUAAAUAUACUUAAGUGCUU
Molecule: messenger RNA, 2937 nt
Organism: Hyposmocoma kahamanoa
Lineage: Eukaryota; Metazoa; Arthropoda; Insecta; Lepidoptera; Cosmopterigidae
Product: myb-like protein X
Exons: 5
Coding region: 567-2921 (784 amino acids)
Biological process (GO): cilium assembly
Cellular component (GO): cilium; microtubule
Molecular function (GO): microtubule binding
Source: RefSeq, a predicted model, not a curated record